This is a messenger RNA of Epithele typhae, 3225 nucleotides long. Its product is annotated as P-loop containing nucleoside triphosphate hydrolase protein. The coding region runs from base 1 to 3225 and encodes 1074 amino acids. The transcript has 30 exons. The record is from RefSeq and is a predicted model, not a curated record. Gene Ontology annotation, molecular function: ATP-dependent chromatin remodeler activity; ATP binding; DNA translocase activity. NCBI's taxonomy places the organism in Eukaryota, Fungi, Basidiomycota, Agaricomycetes, Polyporales, Epitheliaceae. Gene Ontology annotation, biological process: reciprocal meiotic recombination; double-strand break repair via homologous recombination. Gene Ontology annotation, cellular component: nucleus.
AUGCCUGCAUUUCAGGACCCUACCGCUUCUGGGAGUACUAAACGCAAAUUUGACGGCCACGACAACGCCGAUGGAAGUCGGAAACGACAAGCACUAGAUGAUGGCUCAUCCGGUGGCAUGUCUGCGAUGGAAGGGGAUCAGUAUUGGAUGGUACAAUGGCGCAAUCCCCAAUACAAGAAGCACAAGACCUGGGAUGGGGAUGCAGUCUUGGUCGUCAGUGGUCACAGAUGUGCGUUAUACGACCCCGAAAGUCGACAGAUUGCUACUGGGAAACCUCACGGUAUUGAGGGCACACACAAGCUCGACGAAGGCGUCGAGUUCACUUUGGGAAGCAAGGAGAUUGAGAUCGACCACCGGUUGUCUCGGGAAGAUUUCUUGUCUGGGAGAUGCUUUGGGAAUGGUGGGAUCCCAAUCUCGACUGAGUCGCGGCCUAGCGCAGCGAAGCAGUUCGUACCUCUCAAACCGAAGACUCUGAAUGGCAAGGCUCCCGCACACACCCCUUCAUCCGUUCCAGAUAAACCUAAGCGGGGGAUUCCACUGGAGCCAGUCAGUCUGGUUGCCUCCCAGCAAAUCUCUCAGCGGGCUGCUACUGGAGGUUCAUGUUGGACAGCGAACUGGCGCAAGCCUCAACAGAAGAAGCAUAAGACAUGGGAUGGAGAUGGUUUUGUCAUCUUGGAAGACGAUAAGCUGACAUUCCUGUCGGAUGCGGGUCUCAUCCUUGGGUCUCGCAAAUGGGACGGGCUCCCUCUAUAUAGCAGUUAUCGGGCGUUCAUAGGCAACCGGGAGGUUGAGCUAGAUAGCGAAAUCCCUCGUUCCCAGCUCCCAGCAGUCGUGGGAUCCUCCAAAGAAAUUCCAGUCGACCCUGAGCUCGGCCACCCUCCGGUUUCCCAGCAGUCACCACGGCCAUCAUAUCUACUCAACGCCUCUCGCGAGAACGGUAGCGGGUCUAGUCCGCCUUCAGUCAAUACUCCAUCGUCCACAGGGAGGUUCAUCUCACCUGCCUCUUUCUACGGCGCGCCAGUGAAAACAAAGGAGAAAGGACCUCUUCACAACCCGGAUGCUCCUGGUGCUGUCGUGAUGAAAGCGCCCACCAAGGAGCAUCAGACAAAGUUCAACAAGAAGAACUUGUCAGUCGUGCCAGUCGUUGUAGAUCCCGUCCUUUGUCGCCAUUUGCGCCCUCACCAGAAAGAAGGUGUGCAAUUCCUCUAUGAAUGUGUGAUGGGUCUUCGAAAGCAUGAAGGACAAGGAUGCAUUUUGGCGGACGAAAUGGGGAUGGGAAAAACACUCCAGACCAUCACCCUCAUAUGGACGCUUCUUAAGCAAAACCCAUAUGCAGGACCUACCCCUGUCGUAAGCAAGGUUCUGAUUGUAUGCCCGGUGACCUUGAUCAACAACUGGAAGAACGAAUUUCACAAAUGGCUGGGCAAGGAUCGUAUCGGUGUUUUCGUAGGAGAUAAAGACAAGAGAGCGAUCAAGCAGUUCAUGAACUCGAGAGUGCACCAAGUGUUGAUUAUUGGCUACGAACGACUGCGCACAGUAAUCUCAGAUUUGGCGUACUGCCAACCUCCCAUCGGGCUCAUUAUAUGCGAUGAAGGCCACAGGUUGAAAUCUGCCAAUAACAAGACGUCGACCAUGUUCGAUGCCCUUAGGACACCAAGACGGGUCAUCUUGUCUGGUACCCCCAUCCAGAACGAGUUGAGCGAAUUCCAUGCUAUGGUUAGCCCUCUUUUCAUUUUAUUGGAUUACGACUACUUGACGUUUAAGCGAGUUUACGAAACGCCCAUCUUGAAGAGUCGCGCACCCGGAUGUACUGCUAAAGAGGCAGAGCUUGGUGAAGCUCGUUCAAACCAGCUGACAGCAAUUGCCAAGAGCUUUGUAUUGCGCAGAGAUGCUACCAUACUCAAGAAGUACCUGCCUCCAAAGCAUGAGUACGUUGUGUUCGUUACACCCACGCAGCUGCAGCUCUCGAUCUUCGAGAAGUUCCUGUCUCCCGACAAGCUCGACAACCUUGUCCGCAAUUCGACCGCAGAGUCACUUGCUCUCAUCAACAUGCUUACGAAGAUUAGCAAUAGCCCUAUUUUGUUGAAAGCGACAGCAGAUCAAGCUCGAGAGAAGGCCCGACAAAGCGGCAAUGUGGCCAAGCGCCACGCAAUUGAAGAAGCUCUCAAGCUCCUACCAGAGCGCGCACAAGUCGAGGAUAUCUCGUUGAGUGGGAAGUUGACCGCCCUUGCCACGCUGCUGCGAGCACUUCAUAAGCAUACGGAAGAGAAGUGUAUAGUUGUCUCCCAUUAUACCUCCACCUUGAACAUCAUGGAAGCAUACUGCAAGAAGAAGGCCUAUACAUACCACAGGUUGGAUGGGAAUACCCCUACUCCAAAGCGACAGGAAUUCGUCAAUGAUUUCAACAGGUCCUCUCAGGCGAAGCGAUUUAUAUUCCUUCUUAGCUCGAAAGCUGGCGGGGUGGGCCUUAACCUCAUCGGUGCAUCCCGGUUGUGCUUGAUAGACUCUGACUGGAAUCCAAGUCACGACUUACAGUCAAUGGCCCGUAUACAUCGAGACGGUCAGAAACGACCAGUCUACAUCUAUCGCUUCUUGACGACAGGCUCCAUUGACGAGAAGAUCUAUCAGCGCCAAGUUACGAAGCUCGGUUUGAGCGAUUUUCGUGCACAGGGUACAUCUGAUUCCAAGUCGGACUCGUUCAGUCGCAAGGAUCUUCUCGACAUCUUCAGAAUCCAUCCGGAUACAGCAUGCAAUACCCAUGACCUCCUUGACUGUCCCUGCGGAGCCUCCGCGAAUGGCGCACAAUAUGUAGACAUUGCUGACAUCGACCUAGACAAGGAGCUCGAGAGUAUCGACAACGACGACUUCGAGGACAUCAGCAAAGGUUUCACGUCCGCGUCGCAGCUCAAAGAUGAUGAUAUCAAGAAGAUGGAUCGAGCUUACUUGAAGCAGAAGCGGGCCCAACUCGCUUCCCUGGGCGAAUGGACACAUAUCAACUGUCUUUUACCGGGAGCAGUCGAUCGGGUGGACGACGAUAUGUUGACCCACUUGAUCUGCUCUCCCGACCGAGCACAGGACGGGAGCGCCAAGACGUCGCUCUCAGCUUUCGGUUCUGCGGAGACUCUUGGUCGUCAAGAUGUACCCGGUGGAUCAGUGUCGUUCUUGUUCGAGCGCACCACAAAGGUGACCGCAGAGGAGAAGGGGGGUGACAAGGAAGACGUUUGA